This is a messenger RNA of Nyctereutes procyonoides (raccoon dog), 4155 nucleotides long. RefSeq names its product ectonucleoside triphosphate diphosphohydrolase 1 (gene ENTPD1). Gene Ontology annotation, molecular function: GDP phosphatase activity; UDP phosphatase activity. Bases 239 to 1690 code for a protein of 483 amino acids. Gene Ontology annotation, biological process: nucleoside diphosphate catabolic process. The transcript is spliced from 11 exons. Lineage: Eukaryota; Metazoa; Chordata; Mammalia; Carnivora; Canidae. The record is from RefSeq and is a predicted model, not a curated record. Gene Ontology annotation, cellular component: plasma membrane.
CCCAGAGGCUGCAACGGGAAUUGCGUCUCUUUUCUACCCCGGAUUCUAAAGCGUCCAUCCGUGACAGGACCUGUUGCUCUUCUGGUCUAAUGAGCCUCAAAAAGGGAUUGUUCAUCAGAGGACCAGAGGUGAUCGGCUUUAUGGGACAGAAAGGACUGAAUCCCACAGUUUUUCCGAGUCUGAACUGAAGAGUUUUUGUUCCAGAAAUAUACUGAUCAUCCUUGGCUUCUCCUGUAUCAUGGCUGUAGUUGCUUUGAUUGCUGUGGGGCUGACCCAGAACAAACCAUUGCCAGAAAAUGUUAAGUAUGGGAUUGUGCUGGAUGCAGGCUCUUCUCACACAAGUUUGUACAUCUAUAAGUGGCCAGCAGAAAAGGAGAAUGACACUGGGGUGGUGAAUCAGAUAGAAGAGUGCAAGCUGAAAGGUCCUGGAAUCUCAAGAUAUGCUCACAAAUUAAAUGAAAUAGACAUUUAUCUGACUGAAUGCAUGGUAAGAGCCAGUCAGGUGAUUCCAAAGUCCCAACAUGAAGAGACCCCUGUUUACCUGGGAGCUACGGCAGGCAUGCGGUUGCUCAGGAUAGAAGAUGCACAGCUGGCAGACAAGGUCUUAGCUGCAGUGACAAAAAGCCUCAGCAGCUACCACUUUGACUUCCAGGGUGCCAGAAUCAUCACUGGCCAAGAAGAAGGUGCCUAUGGCUGGAUUACUAUCAACUAUCUGCUGGGCAAAUUCACUCAGAAAUUGAGUUGGCUCUACCUGAGGCCAAAUGAAAACGGUGCUCAGGAAACCUUCGGGGCUUUAGACCUUGGGGGAGCCUCUACACAAAUCACUUUUGUACCCCAAAACAAGAAUAUUGAGUCUCCAAGCAAUGCUCUGCACUUUCGCCUCUAUGGCAGGGACUACAGCGUGUACACGCACAGCUUCUUGUGCUAUGGGAAGGAUCAAGCACUCAGGCAGAAACUGGCCAAGGACAUUCGGGGUACAGAUGGAAUCCUCAGGGACCCAUGCUUUCACCCUGGAUAUGAGACAGUAAUGAAUGUAAGUGACCUCUACAGUAGCCCCUGCACCAGGAGAUUUGCAAUGAUUCAUCCAUUCAGUCAGUUUCAAAUCCAGGGCACUGGAAACUAUCAGCAAUGCCAGCAAAGCAUCCUUGAACUCUUCAACACCAGUUACUGCCCUUACUCCCAAUGUUCCUUCAAUGGGAUUUUCUUGCCACCACCUCAUGGGGAUUUUGGGGCAUUUUCGGCUUACUACUAUGUGAUGGAUUUUCUGAACCUUACAUUAGAGGAAACCACCUCUCAGGAAAAGGUGAUUGACACGAUGGGAAAGUUCUGCUCUCAGCCUUGGGAGGAGCUGAAGACAUAUUUUGGUGACGUGAAGGAGAAAUACUUAAGUGAAUACUGCUUUUCUGGAACCUACAUCCUCUCUCUCCUGAGUAGCUAUCAUUUCACAGCGGAUUCCUGGAAGAAUAUUCAUUUCAUGGGCAAGAUCCAAAGCAGCAAUGUCGGGUGGACUCUGGGCUACAUGCUGAACCUGACCAACAUGAUCCCAGCCGAGCAGCCGUAUUCCACGCCUCUCUCCCACACCACCUACAUCUUCCUCAUGAUCCUCUUCUCCCUGAUCCUGGUCGCAGUGGUCAUCAUAGGCUUGCUUAUCUUUUACAAGCCUUCAUAUUUCUGGAAAGACAUGGUAUAGCAGGAUCCGCUGAAAUCUGCUGGCUGGAGUGAAAAAACAAACUUGCCCAGGAAGCACUUUCCUCCACGUUGGUGCACAAGGUCAUCCUUCCUUGCUCAUGAAGGCCAGCCUUGACCAGCACGAAGCUUUUUGACUUUCGCUGAAGCCUCUCCAUGGAAUGUAUUCACCACCUUCUGCCUCAAGGACUACCUGGCAGACAUCGUCUCUUUUGUGAGUCCUUCCCAACUCCCCUUCUCUCUUUUGUACUCAGAGCUUAUGUAGGUCUUAAAGACUUGCUACCUUUUGUGAUCUUUGCUUUAUAAAAAAACAAUCAUGACUUUAUCUCAAAGAACUCAGAGUCCUGAGUCCUGUGCUGGCAAGUUGCAAUGGCUAAAAGAAGAAUCUCAGGAACUGGUUGUUGUACUCAUUACAGACCCUUUCUUUCUCCUAUUGCCCGUUUAUUAAGAAUGCUAUACAAUGCCUUUGGAGAAGGCAGACACACAUCUCAUUCUUAUCCUGCCGUUUGCAUGGGAGAAUUUUCUAGACUAAGCAAAUAUGUGCUAGGGCCAAAGAGUCUUGCAAGAGAAUUUAUGUGCUUAUAUAAUUAAUACAGUACUUAAACCAAGCCAAAACAGGGAUGUGGAUGAGUUAUAUGUUCCUAGGUGAUGCCAAAAUGCUAAACAGUGGGACCUCCCUCCCCAGACAUUUUUUUAAAAGCUGAUAUAACAUAUAGGUAUUCAGGUAUCAGGGCAUACUACAUGGUAGGUAUACAUGUCAGGAAGAAAAAUACAAAUACAAUACUCCUUACAAUGAAGUUUGGAAAAUGCAUCCUUCAAUGCAUCUGUUGGAGUUUUAUUUUUAUUGUAGUAAUACAGAUAACAUAAAGUCCACUAUUUUAUGUGUACAAUUCAGUUGCAUUUCAGUGCAUCAUCACUAUCUAAUUCUGGAAUAUUUUCCCCACCUAGAAAUUAGUUGGGAGACAAGACCAUCCCUGGAAAGGUUCAAACCACCAACUUUUUAACAGCCAAAUAUGCUAAUCAGUUGUAUCACAAAGAUGCUCAUGGAGUUUAAAAGCCAUGCCGUAUCUUUUUGUCCUGGGUUUAAUGUAGUGAGAGGGCUAUAGCAUGCCUUUUCACUGUCAUAGUAUUUGCUCAUCAAAGUGUGCCAGGAACCAGAUCUGAAAGUGUGGUUGCCACACCAGUAUUGGCUCUAUUUAUUUACUCCCUGGACUGUUUUGUGGGAGAAGCAGCAGCUUAUGGACCUUGUCACAGAAACACGAAGAGACCCAUACUGUCUUCCUUUAAUGACUCCUGUGAAAAGGUGGAGUGGUGGCGUGUUACUCUGAAGUUGUCCCAAGCUCCUUAACUCUGCAUCUGGGGACUGACUGUUGAGCUGAUGCAGGGUGGAACUGGGGUGAGAGAGGAAAAGCUUUCCCACAAACUGGAAGCCAAAUGUCCUUCUAUCUAGCGAAUAACCAAGUCAUUUUUUUUUUUUUUUUUUUUUUUUUUUUUUUUUUUACAACCAGGUGAAUACAAGCUUAUAAAGCUGUGGACAGGAACUUUUUCUUUUCUGCUACUCACAACUGCAUUUGUUGUACUUGGAUUAGGAAUCAGAAGCCAAGUUUGGACAUGUCUAAAUUCUUUCUAGUGCUAGUAGUUAUAUUGUUAUAGUUAGUAUUUAUUGAGCAUUUGCUGUGUCCCAUGCUCUGUGCUCAAGUGCAUUACAUUCAUUUUCUCACUUAAUCCUUACAACAAUCUGAAGGGAGCUACUACCAUUCCCACUUCAUAGAAACAGAAACUGAGGCUUAGAGAGGUUAAGUCACUUGCCCAAGUGGCUGAGCUAAACGUCUGUAAUGCACUAAACCAUUAUUUUCUCCCCCUAAUAUACUAGAUUGUCUCCUUAUAACUUCCAAGCACAUACUUCACUUUGUAUGAAUAUAGGACUUAUGGGCAUGGGAGAAAGGGAAGUAGACAGAUGAACUGCUCCCUGAUGGACUUGUUUUAAAUCCACAAAGGCUGUCAUGGGAACAUUGAUGUUCUGUUCACUUACUCUGCAAGGUAACAUACAGAGCAUACGAUGCUAAUCAAGGAUUCCCAUAUUCCUAGCUUCUUAUAGUGCUUGCUCCCUGCACAGCAGUUGUGCAUCAAAUAAACAGUAGUUGAUGAUGCUGAUGAAAAUAAAAGGUCAUAAAAUAGAGCUACAAGCAGCUAGCUCCUUUCUUAUGUCUACAUAUAAAAAGCACUGUCAUGCACACUCUGAUUCUAAAAAAAACCCCAUAAGGGUGUAAAUACUAUUUCCAUUUUAUAAUGAGGGUUACACAAACUAGAGCAGAUAUGCAAAUUCCUGUCUUCUGUCCCAAGUUUAUUGUUUUGUCUUUUCUAAACACUGCCCCUCAGCAAGUUGGAAUUAGAAUUCACCAGUUUAUAAAGACUCCUAACUCUGGGAAACAAACUAGGGGUGUGGAAGGGGAGGAGGGCGGGGGGUGG